AUGUCAGCUGAAGAGGUCGCCAAGGCAUUCGUCAAUCACUAUUACACUACUUUCGACACGAAUCGUGCUGGGCUCUCAAGCCUUUACCAAGGUGUGUCCAGCCUGAGCUGGGAAGGCCAGAUGUCUACCGGCCAGCAAGCAAUUAUGGCUAAAUUACAAGGUUUGCCAACCGUUCGUCAUGAAUUCCCGACGGUGGAUAUUCAGCCGUCCACGUCAAGCAAUGCUAUGAUCAUAUUUGUGCAAGGCAAGAUCCAGAUUGAAGAUAACAACGCCAUCCAAUUUACGCAGGUCUUCCAGCUUGUGGCGCAUCAACCUGGUCAAUACUACAUUCAUAAUGAUAUCUUUCGUCUGCAGUAUGGAUAA
Plasmopara halstedii is the source of this 363-nucleotide messenger RNA. Its product is annotated as nuclear transport factor 2. The record is from RefSeq and is a predicted model, not a curated record. Gene Ontology annotation, biological process: nucleocytoplasmic transport. Gene Ontology annotation, cellular component: nuclear pore central transport channel. Bases 1 to 363 code for a protein of 120 amino acids. Lineage: Eukaryota; Oomycota; Peronosporomycetes; Peronosporales; Peronosporaceae. The transcript is spliced from 2 exons.